Molecule: messenger RNA, 717 nt
Organism: Fulvia fulva
Lineage: Eukaryota; Fungi; Ascomycota; Dothideomycetes; Mycosphaerellales; Mycosphaerellaceae
Exons: 1
Coding region: 1-717 (238 amino acids)
Molecular function (GO): acyltransferase activity, transferring groups other than amino-acyl groups
Source: RefSeq, a predicted model, not a curated record
AUGAAGCAUGCCGUGGUGAACCUACCAAAGCUGCAACCAGAUGAAUACGUAGAACACAACAUACUUCCUCGAAAAUUAGCAGAAAAGAAUCGCGAGCUACGUCUGCGUGCUCUGUUGAUCGCUCCUGAGGAGUUCGCUUCCACAUACGAAGUAGAGGUAGAAAGAGGAUUGACACAUAUACUGGACCGUCUGGGGAACAGCCAGGCUGACCACUUUUUUGCGAUUGAAACGCAUGCAGAGUGGAACAUCCAAGGGAAUCGGAAUAUCUUCGAGGAGCUGCUCAGGGUGCGAUGGAUUGGCAUGAUUGUUCUUAUCGGACCACAGGGACCAUCGUCUCCCUCAGCCACGGCCGACCCACUGGCGCAAGAGACAGACCGUACAACAAAGGUCCAGCUCUCCGCAACUGCGAAUGGCCAGACACUGCGCUACCACCUGAGUGACAUGUUCGUUGAGCCUGUCGCGCAGAGGCAAGGCAUCGGGAAGGCGCUGAUCGAAGCAGCACUUGGGAAGGCAAGAGGAGUAUGCCGGCAGCAAGACGCCAGCUUUCAUUGCAGCAUCUUUGUCGACUCAGAGAACUCAGCAGCGCGAAGUCUGUACCAGAAUAUCGGCUUCACGGCAGUUGGAGAAGAAUCAUACGUCCAGCUGUCGCGGAGGAAGGCGGGAGAGCCGCGGACGAAGACACCAGAGCGUAAGGCCAUCCAGAUGGAGAUCACAUGA